ACUGCAGCUUGCUAUCAGUUAGAUAGAGAGGUCUGGCCUGGGUAGUCAUCGUCUUGGUAGAGACUAGAGAGGUCGUCAAUGGCAACGCAAGGGGCUUCCACAUUCUUCUCCGGCUUCGACAUGGCGCUGCUUCUUGGAGUCUUGGCUUCUAUCCUUGCAAGGGCAGCGUCCGUUGGCGUGUGCUACGGCACGAGCGGCGACAACCUGCCGCCGGCGAGCACCGUGGUGGGCAUGCUCCGCGAGAACGGCUUCACCGUGGUGCGCCUCUACUGGCCGGACCCCGCCGCCCUCGCCGCGCUCGCCGGCACCGGCAUCAAGGUCGUCGUUGGCGCGCCGAACGACGUCCUCCCCUCCCUGGCGUCCAGCGAGUCCGCGGCGGCGGCCUGGGUCCGCCAGAACAUCCAGGCCCACCCGCUGGUCACCUUCCGGUACGUCGUGGUCGGGAACGAGGUCCCCGCCGGCGAGACGGAGCACCUGGUGCCCGCCAUGGAGAACGUCCACGCCGCGCUCGCCGCGGUGGGGCUGGGCCACGUGAAGGUGACGACGGCCAUCUCGCAGGGCACCAUCGCCGUCCACCUCCCGCCGUCGGCCGGCGCGUUCACGGAGGAGGCGCUCUCCUUCAUGGGCUACGUGGUGGCGUUCCUGGAGCGGACCCGCGCGCCGCUGCUGGCCAACCUGUACCCCUACUUCGUCUACACGCUGGGCCUCGGGCACAUGGACAUGAGCUUCGCGCUCUUCACGUCGCCGGGGACGGUGGUGCAGGACGGCGAGUACGGGUACCAGAAUCUGCUCGAGGCGUCGGUGGACGCGCUGUACACGGCGGUGGGGAAGCUCGGGGGCUCCAGGGUGCGGGUCGUGGUGUCGGAGACCGGGUGGCCGACGGCGGGCGGCGCGGCGGCGUCGGUGGAGAACGCCAUGACGUACAACCAGAACCUGGUGAGGCACGUGUGGAAGGGCACGCCGCGGCGGCCGAGGAGGAGGGUGGAGGCAUACGUGUUCGCCUUGUUCAACGAGAACCUCAAGGAAGAAGGCGUGGAGCAGAACUGGGGGCUCUUCUAUCCAAACAUGGAGAGGGUCUACCCGAUCACCUUCGGCGCCUGACAUCUGUCGAUGGAUUGGAUACGUAUAUUGCGGGUAUUGGUGUCUGUGUGUACCGUAUUUGUACAGAAAUUGUUUGCGACCGCUGAGUGUGUGUUUGCUCAGGCGCGUACGCUGAUAGGGAUCCAUGUGUAUAGGUAUACCGUGUACGUCUACCGUCUACGUAAUGCAUGCGUGGUGUGAUGAGAUUUGUUGGAGAUGUAACACGAUUGCUGGUAAAGCUCAAAGUUGGAUUUCACUA
Molecule: messenger RNA, 1339 nt
Organism: Setaria italica (foxtail millet)
Lineage: Eukaryota; Viridiplantae; Streptophyta; Magnoliopsida; Poales; Poaceae
Product: lichenase-2
Exons: 2
Coding region: 79-1101 (340 amino acids)
Biological process (GO): carbohydrate metabolic process
Cellular component (GO): plasma membrane
Molecular function (GO): hydrolase activity, hydrolyzing O-glycosyl compounds
Source: RefSeq, a predicted model, not a curated record